ACAGUUGAUUUAUUGUGAUCUUUUACUCAUCAUUAUAGGAGAUGGAAGCCAUUGAUGCCAAUGGGGUCAAACUAAAAACACUUAACUGGCAAGAAGUUAAUGCUUAUGAGGAUCUAGACACAUUUUAUGAGGCAUCUUAGCUAUUUUAUAUGUAGCAGUAUCUCCCGUGACUUAAAAACAUAAGCUAAACAAAACUAAAUCCUGAAUUACAAAGGGAACAGCAAAGCUUGCAGAAAGAAAAAUGGAUACAAGACAUUUCUGAAAACAAUAAAAUACGCAGAACUUUCAUAUAAGGGAAAUCGCAAACUAUUAGAGCAGAAUGCAGCAGAAACACUUGUAAAAAUAAAAUAAAGUGUUGCUAAUGGAUUCAAGAGCAGUUUUAUUAAAAUAGGUUGUGCUUAAGCUACUGAGAUUUCCACCCUUUGUUGACCUAUAAACUUGAUGGAAUUUAAUAUUUAUUGGUAAAAAUAAAAUAAAAAAGAAAUACUGAACAGUGUUCAGAAAUUCAAAAGUAAAUGAUCAGAUUGCAUAGAACUCUGUCAUCAAUAAGGAAUUAGAAAGUAAUCAGUUGACCUUAAUAGCAGUAAUUAAACUGCGUGAAGACAUUUCUUCUUCCUUGGAUAGUAGAACUACUGUGGAAAUGUUUAUUUCAAAAACAGUUGACACUAUUAACACUUAAUUACUACAGAAACUGGAGAGUAGUGGAGGGAGAGCACACUCAUGGCUUACCCGUUAUCUGGAAGUUCAGCACCAAUAAGGUAAAAUGAAUGAAGACUCAAAAUCAAUUGUGGGGUCCCUCAAGGUUCCAUCCUUGGUCCUAAUUCAUACAUAUUAUACAGUAAUACAAACUGUAAAGUUUCAGUUUGUAUUUGUAGACUACACCAAUUUUUUUACUGUUUUGAAAAAUCCUUGGUGACCUAAAAGACGUGGAAAGCACAAUAAAUAUCAAAGAGCAGUUUGACUUUAAGAAUCGAUCAGUUGAACUAAACCCAAGUUUAUAAUAUUUAGUAAAUAUUCGCAAAGGAUACAUGAAAGUGAAAGAUGACUUUCUGAGAAUAACAAUUAAGCCGGAAGGCACAUAUUAAAAUUAUAAAAAAUUUAAAUAUCUAGAACUAUUUCUGUAUUUCACAAAACAAAAUACAUUUAAACCAAAUGUCAUUCUGUAUGAUAAUUCUCCCUCAUAGUUCAAGACAUCACACAUCUUUUGGAGAUUUGGAGGAAAGAAGUAUCGAAACAGCACUCCACCAGACUACAUGUUACAGGAGAGCUAUAAACCUUUUAAAAGAACCUCACUUCAGAAAUCCCGAACUGUUCCGGUGGCGAAAGUUCCAGCGCUUCUGUGGAGUUUUCAUUAGCAAAAUGAUCUGUAAAUUCCGCCAGAGUGCGCUGUAGUGCUACAUUUGAACGGUGCUUCACGGACAAUACGGGGUUUGCAUUGGAAAUGGAAUAUGACCACAUAAACACAUCACGCAUCAAAUAUACAGUAAAAAGGCGAGCAGCAGCAGUGAUAUAAUAAAUGCGACAGUGUGAAAGUGAUGCAGAUUAGAACUAGUUAGGAUGGAUGUGAACACAGCUUCAAAGACUCCAAAUAGUCAAAAGUAGAAGAUUUUAUGCUGCAACAAAGCAUUUUAGCAAACUUUAAAGGCAGGCAUAAAAAUCAGCAGCGACGAUGGAGGUCUCGCUGUGCAGUAUAAAAGGGAGUCUUGAUGACCCGGCUUCCAUGGUCUCCGGGUGUUUUACUUUACUGAGGGGGGCGGUGCACUUCUCCAGACCCCUCCCGCCCCCAAACGCCGUUCCACAAACAGUGACCAGCAGGCAGACCGGUAGUCAGGAUCUUCUUCCACAUCCAGCAGUCACAGCUGCACUCCAUGCCCGCAGCCUCUCCGGGAUAGAGCGCCAUCGAUCAAGCGUCCGUGCGUUCAGCGAAGCGGUCAGCAGGCUGGAAGUCCGCGGCGUUCGGCCGAACAUGCUGGAGAACGGCAGGAAGGUGUACAAGGAGGGUCUGCUGGAGAAGCGGAGCGACGGGCUGCUGCAGCUUUGGAAGAAGAAGCAUUGCGUCCUGACCGAGGACGGCGUGCUGCUGCUGCCGCCCAAGCAGCACGAUCACCCACAGCAGCAGCAGCACCAUAGCGGCGGUGGGGACACGGGCAAAGUCAAGGAGCUCCACUUCGCCAACAUGAAGACGGUGGACUGCGUGGAGCGAAAGGGCAAGUACGUGUACUUCACCGUGGUCAUGACGGAGGGGAAGGAGAUCGACUUCAGGUGCCCGCAGGACGAGGGCUGGAACGCGGAGAUCACCUUGCAGAUGGUCCAGUACAAGAACCGACAGGCGAUCCUCGCCGUCAAAUCCACCCGGCAGAAGCAGCAGCUGCUCGUCGUGCAGAUGCCCGGACAGAAGACCGUCCGGAGCUCCCCGAGCGUGGCGUGACCCGCGGCGAGCCCCGCAGACUCCGUCGCGCCUUCAGCGGUGAAUUUGACACUCACCCGAGGAAGAAUUUGAACCCAGGCUUCAUCUCCCCCUGCUGCUACUUCACCAAGCUCCAUCCUCCAGGAGAAUGCCCCCUGUUUCAUGUUGUGGUCACCACACACCAGCCCACCCCCCUUUUUUUCAAUACAGAGACUUACUUCACAAAAGACUGAUGGACUAAAAGCAUGUGAGAAAACAUCUGUAUUCUACCGUGCAAUGGGUUUGUCCCUUAUUUAUUUGAUGUGUAUAUAUAUUUUUUAUAAAAAUGUUCUGUCUUUGAAUGUCAAGUGUGGGAGUUGCUGGAGUGGAACAGGAAACGUUCGGUAAACUUGGAACGCCUAACACACUCGGACUUUAAGGAAGCGUUUCGUGAUGUUGCCUAAAGAUUACAAAGCCUGAAACCUUCAAGAGAUGUCGGUGAAGGAAGGCUCGUCUAGUGACACAGCGGUCCUUCCUUUAGCUUUUAGGAAGCAUUUUCUUAUCGCUUCCUGGGACGCUGCAUAUCUGCGGUUGGUGGCUGUAGGUUAGUCCAACCAGCUCAUUAUGGAUGAAACAUGUCAAUACUCCUGGUUUUAUUUUCUAACAGAGCCAAAGACUCAUUUGAUACAUUUCUCUUAUUGUGCAGUGUUUCUCCUCACUACACUAAACAUGUAUAGAUUGAGAAUACGAUCCUGCUCUACAUAUGAACAAUUGGUUUUAUAUGCUUGAUUACAACAGUGUAUUUUAGUGUUUCCACUGUGUGCGUCAGUUGUUUUCUUUUGCUGCAUUUGUAAUGUUCUUAAGUGUAGGACAUACACUGGCUUAUUAACCAUGUACAAUAAGGUUAAACUGACCUUUCAAAAAACUGAGCUGCUUCAGCAACAGUUUCAAUGCUUGGAUAACAUCUUAGUAGAAACCUAAAAUUACAUUCAACUUAGACAUUAAAAACAGCCACACUGGAAUUGUCACUAUCUAUAAAAUUUGUGCUAUUUAAUGAGGUUUCUGAAUGGGUAAUUCUGUUAAAGUUUAUUUUCUGGGUGACAAGUGCUAGCAGGUUAGUGAACUAAGCCAUUGUAGAAGCUUUAUGCUUUUUCAGCUUAUGGUGCGCUUGUUUUGUACACAGAAUUUGGAUUUUCUGACGUCCCAGCUGGAAAUACACAAAGAAAGACAGAUUUCCGACUCUGUAAAUCAAAGGUCUUUAAGCAGGUCCGAGUUCUAGAUCCAAUGUGGCUGCCCCACAAAGUUGCACGUCUGAAGUGUUAAUUUGCACUUCUGACCUAAAGUAUUUUGUUAAACCAGUGGCUCGCCGCACCUUUUAUUAGUGAAAAUGUUCCUUUAGAGUUUCAACAAAUAAACGGAACAGGGAACCAUUGUUAUCUGCAUGUAUUUCAAACAGUAAACAACAAUUUUACCAAAGUUACCAAAAAAAAUAAAUGCCCAAUUGUUAAAUUACAUGGGUGCAUAAUAGUUUAUAGGCACAAAAUGGAAGUGUGAAACAACAGUGUGUUGAUGUGUAGAUACGAACAAGAUUGUGUAUUGAUGAUCAUAACAGACCUCUAUAAUUUAAAAGCUUUAGAGCGUCUCUUUUCCAAGCUGCUCUAAGCUGAUUCAUAAUUAUUUACUGGAGAGGGACAAUAAUCCUUGUCCAAUACUUAAAAUUACAUCCAGAGGGUUUUGUAUGACUCAAAUAACAAAAUAGUAAACAUGUUGGAAGAAUCUAUAUUGUGUUAAUUGCAUAAGGAAGGAAACAAACAUAUAUCUCAAUAAGUCACUGUUGCAGCUCAGUUUUUUGAACGCCCGGGAAAAAUUCCAAAUCUGAUUUAUAUCAUGAAGAAAAGUUAGAGCUUGGAUAAGAAAGAAAACAUAACAAUACAUGUAAAGGCUGUGCACAGAGCAAUAUUCAGUCACACACGGUAGACAGCAGCCUUAGAAAUGUCUUGUGUUGCACCAGGACAUGCUUUAUCUCACUGUGGCUCAUGAUGUUUCCUUUUUCCGGGGAGGGUCUCCCACCGCUUACCAGUGUAUCACAGUUUAUCCAACACAUGCCUUUGUGUUGCUGUCAUCUCCCACACAGGGCCAAAGCUGUGCCCUUUAGCUAACGUAGCUGCGUGAUCCUUGUCCAACAUGCCUUCCUGUUUUCAUCAUUCCGCACCGUUAGGAACUACUGUCCAAUUUCUUAUUUCCACGGAGAUCUAUUUUCAUACCUCAAAAAGAUACAUUCCAUUAAAAUAACAAACAAAAAAAUCCUAAA
Molecule: messenger RNA, 4697 nt
Organism: Girardinichthys multiradiatus
Lineage: Eukaryota; Metazoa; Chordata; Actinopteri; Cyprinodontiformes; Goodeidae
Gene: phlda1
Product: pleckstrin homology-like domain, family A, member 1
Exons: 2
Coding region: 1670-2428 (252 amino acids)
Biological process (GO): positive regulation of apoptotic process
Molecular function (GO): phosphatidylinositol phosphate binding
Source: RefSeq, a predicted model, not a curated record